Ylistrum balloti is the source of this 1071-nucleotide messenger RNA. RefSeq lists its product as uncharacterized. Bases 1 to 1071 code for a protein of 356 amino acids. Lineage: Eukaryota; Metazoa; Mollusca; Bivalvia; Pectinida; Pectinidae. The record is from RefSeq and is a predicted model, not a curated record. The transcript has 3 exons.
AUGAAAGCGCUUAUUGUCCUGGUACUCAUCUGCAGCACAGCACGCGGACAACGUAAGCUUACAAGAGAUAUCACCACUGAAUUAGAUGUGUACGCGUCGCUACGACCCUUCUUGUUGGCGGAAUGUAUUGUUCAGUGUGCCGGAAGCACUAGCUGUAAAUCGGUACUUCUCGAAGAGAAAACGAAAACUUGUUUUCUUAACAGAAACAUCGCAAAGACACAUUUAAUUGGGAUAAAUGGAUUCCAGUACAGCGAGAAGUACGAUCCAGCAAAACCGCAGCAGUUUGUAUGCGAGUUUCAGAUAUACUUGUUUAUAUAUAAAGGUCAUCUUCCAGAUACAAAACCUUUAACGUCGCCAUCACAUACAGAAAUUGCAACACCACAAACAGCAAUGACAACAUCUGGUACAAAACUAACACCAGGAACGACGACAGCAUCUAGUACAAACCCAACAACAACGUCCAAAACAAUGUCUGUUUUAAUAACAUCCGGUAAGACAGCAACAUCAACAACAUCCAGUACAACACCUUCUACGACCGAACCACCACCACUUGGGACGACAUUAUCAAAUUUCGACACAAAAAUCGAACAGCUAACUACUACUCACCAGUAUUGUCCUCCAAACUAUGGUGAAAUCUCUAAAUUUUAUCCACCUAUAUGCUACCGUAUCGAAAUGACAACACCAUCCCCCUUUCAAGUAGCCAAGACGGUCUGCGAGGCAGAGCACGCCAUUUUGCUACUUCCUGAUAGUCGUGAAAGGCUUGAUGCAGUGAAAAAAGUUAUUUAUACUGCUGCCAAAGGAAUCACAUCGCCUCACAUGAUUUGGAUUGAUGCUCGGCGCAGUUCAGCUCAAGGCACAUGGAAAACAAGCGACCACUCUGAUUUUGAUUAUGACGAAUUUCUGAGGACACAAUGGGACGACCAAAAGACAGGUGACUGUGCCGGAAUGAAAUUCACACCACCGAGGAAUAUAUCCGGUUGGAUAGCUACUGACUGUUCCUUACCAGCUUGGUACAUCUGUACCCCGUCGGGCACUUAUGAUCAAUGGAGUUCAUAUUAUACGUAUGGAUGA